Molecule: messenger RNA, 10056 nt
Organism: Dromaius novaehollandiae (emu)
Lineage: Eukaryota; Metazoa; Chordata; Aves; Casuariiformes; Dromaiidae
Gene: CMTM4
Product: CKLF like MARVEL transmembrane domain containing 4
Exons: 4
Coding region: 427-1062 (211 amino acids)
Cellular component (GO): membrane
Source: RefSeq, a predicted model, not a curated record
CUCUCCCCGCCCUUUCCGCUGCGCGCAGGGGGAGGAGCAGGCGGCGGCGGCGGCGGCAGCAGCAGCAGCUUCCCCGGCCGGAGCUGCCGUGCCGGGACCGGGGGAGGGGAGCGAGCCGCGGGCAGCCGCACCGCACCGCACCGCACCGCACCGCACCGCACCGCACCGCACCGCACCGUCUCCUGGGGCCGGGUCGCGCCCCGGCGGCUCCUCGGCGGGGCGGGCGGGCGAGGGCGCCCCCGCGCGGCGGGGCGGGAGCGGGCGGGCGCAGCACCAUGGUGCCCGCGCUGCCCCCGCGCCCCUCCGCCUGACCGCGCGGCGCAGGCAGCGCGCCCCGGCACCGCCAUGCAGCCGGCGCUCCGCUGACGAGCGCGGCUCCGGCUCUGGCUGCGGCUCGGGCGGCCCGGCGGCGGCGGCGGCGGCGCCAUGAGGAACGGCGAGGAGCUGGAGGGCUUCGAUGGCGAGGCGUCCAGCACCUCCAUGAUCUCGGGGGCCAGCAGCCCCUACCAGCCCACCACGGAGCCCGUCAGCCAGCGCCGCGGGCUGGGCGGCCUCCGCUGCGACCUGGACUACCUGCGCGGCGCCUUCGGCAGGAUCAAGCUGGCCGAGGUGGUUUUGGCACUGAUUGCAUUCAUCUGCAUAGAGACCAUCAUGGAAUGCUCCCCUUGCGAAGGCCUUUACUUCUUUGAGUUUGUGAGCUGUAGUGCAUUGGUGGUUACUGGAGUUCUGUUGCUUAUGUUCAGUCUAAACCUUCACACAAGAAUACCACAGAUCAACUGGAAUCUUACUGAUCUGGUCAACACUGGACUCAGCACUUUCUUCUUUUUCAUUGCCUCUGUAGUACUCGCUGCUUUAAACCAUAAAACUGGAGCAGAAAUUGCUGCUGUGAUAUUUGGUUUCUUGGCAAUGGCAGUGUAUGCUGUGAACACAUACUUAGCUAUUAAAAAGUGGCGAAUGAACGGCAGACAACAAAACAGUCGGCAGACCAGUGAUUACAUACGUGCUCGGACAGAAUCCAGAGAAGUAGAUCAUCGCCCUGAGAUUCAACGUCUGGAUGCAUGAACGUGACAUCCAAAUGGGACUGCAAAGGGAAAAGAGAGUGCUUAAUUUUCCCUCAUAGAGUAAAGGGUUUUUUCCCUUUAUUUAAGGAAGAAAAGGAAGAUGAGACUGUGGCAAAGAAUGACCAGCCCUGCAUAUGUGCAGAAGUGAAUUGAGUCAGAAGCUGUUGUCAUGAAGAGAGUAAAUGUUGGUCUGUGUAACACACACACACACACACACACACACACACACACACACACACACACACACACACACACACACACACACACACAAAAUGUUAAUAUUUUGGAUUAACUGCACAGUACUUCUCUUCCCCCUCCCAAGUACAAGCUCUGAUUAUGUGUGUUCUGCCACUGUUUCCUCAUCUACCAUAAACAUGAAGAUCAACACUAUAUUUCUGGUUAAUAUAAGAAAAAAGUUCACCAAAAGUAGAUUGGGGCAAAUAGCAAUAACUUUAGCAAUGUAUUGUUUCCAACAGCUCUCUGUAGCCUUCCUCAUGCAGCCUUGGCAGUGCAGUUCAAUUCUCAUCUGCAAGACCUCGUGCAGUUUCUUUGUUCGCGUACUUACAUAGCUGAAACAGCCAUUUCAUGUUUUUGGGUUGAGGGGUAUAAGGAUAAGGAAGCUACCCUGUGAAUUACUCUGAACUCGUCAUACUCAGCUCAUGUGUGAUAUUGGUCAGAUCUGAACUUGUGCAAGAUUAGCAUAUUUACUGAAUGGUCACCGUAAUGCAUCCAGUGCAAGUAUGUUGUUUUCUCCUAAUGUUGGGAUACAUGCUAUUUUUGUUCCAAAAUGGGUUGGGGUGGGGGGGAAUGCUUGGAGAGGGGGAGAGAGGGGAUGGAGGGGCACAGUGAUGAAGGCAAGAAAGAAGGGAUUUCUGAUGGACUUGCAUUCCAGUCAUAGGGUUUUUUGGUUUUUUUAGGCUCAACCUUUCUGAGAACUCUAGGGUGAGCAAGAACUAGCAAAAACUUAUGAUGUCUCAUAAAAUGUUUUGAAGAUUGCGAUAUUGUGAUUCAUGUAGGAAAAUACUUUUGGGGGGUUGUUUGUUUAUUCUAAAAUGAAAACUGUUGGUAGUAGGUAAAAACUGAUUUUCUUGAUUUGGGUGUGUCUGCAAAAUACUCUUCUAACAUUCCUUUGGAAAAUGGGUUUAGAUAAUUGGAGGAAAAUAUGGUUGUAUCAAUUUGUUUAUAAAUAGUUCUACCUAAUUGAAGUUUUCUUAUUUUUACAGUAUUUCCAGUGAAGAAGAGGUUAUUUUCUCUACUUAAAACUUGAAUUCUUUAGUAACUGGUUAGACAAUAUCAUAAUGGUAUUUGGAAGAUGUCCCUCAAUAUUUUCUCCUUUUAUGAUUGGUAUUUUUAUGUAUAUAAACCCUCAUUUGGCGCAUGCAUGCCUGCAUAUUACAUAAAGAAAAUGUGUGGGAAGAUGAUCUCUGGGGCUGAAUUCCUACCUGGUGUAAGCUGAUGAAAUCUUUGAAAUUAGUGGGAUCGUAUCCCUGAAUUACCACACAUGCCUGGAUUUAUCCCACAUGGGACUUGUACCCUCUUGGUACUGUGUUCUCAUGUAACGGUACCCCGAGUGGACGAACGUGGUCAAUUGGAAUCUUGCAAGCAAAAGGCAGUACGUGUCAGAUAGGUCACUUUUAAAUGCAACAUACAGGUUUUGAAAAGCAGUUAUAGGAAACAGAAGAUCAGUACAAAUGCCUGGGCUUGUUUUAAUAUUGGAGGAAACUGCGAGAGUACUGGAUGUGAACUUUAUGCUGCAAUGUUUGAAUCGAGCAACAGAGAAUUAUUCUGAUGUGUGAAAACCAGAUAACAAAACGGGUGUACUUCCACUAUUCAAUUUGUUGUCUACAUUUCACCUCAAUGGUUAAGACCGAGAUGAAAAAUACAGAGGACUUAGUAAUGAGUUUAAAGAAAACUUGCCUUUUUAACCCUGCAAUGGUUUCCCAGUUACUAUAUUCGACAUCUUAUUGUGUUUCAAUGAAAGCUGAUGCCAAAGGGAACACUGAUUUUAAAAUACCAAGCAAUACCAAGCCAUUCAAACUAAUCUCUGUUGUUGGAUUAAAACAUAGCCAUUUUUAUUAAGGUGACUUUUCAUUGGGACUACUGAGUGUCUCUAUAAAAAAUAAAUGGUUCAGUGUUCAGUGUAAUGAAGUUUAUAGCCAAUAUCCUGCUGUUUUUCAGCACUCCGUACCUAGUGCAGAGACAAAGUUUACAGGGAGAGUUUUUGGACCCUGUCCAUUAUUAAAAAAAUAAAAAAAAAAAUAAAAUAAACCAUAACUCCCAAGUAACACAGUCAGAUGUAGACUGGAAUUCUGAAUUGGUGCUAAAGCAGGCUGCACAAACAUUAUAAACAAAAAAACAACAACAAAACCCCUGCUCAAACGCAAAAUAUAGUCCUGCAGAAGGCUGAUGCUUUUAGAGUGAAAUUCUCCUCCGAAGCCAAGAAACAGAAGCGAUGUGAUACACAGCAAAGGCUUUUCCGUGUGAGCGUAUCCCGCUCGCGGCUCAGCGGAGGGACUGAAGUGGCGUGCAGCAGAACGCCCCUUCACUGCUCCGCAGCCACCGCGCUCGCUCUAGUCCUUCUGCUUUCUCAGAGGUUUGGGAUGGUCUCUUGCAUCUAUACGCUCGUGAACUUGGAGUGCUUCAAUGACUUUCACCUUUCCUUACCUAGAAAAAGGAGAACUUUGCAGAGCUUUUUCUGAAGUAAGAUUAUGAAAAGCUUUUGACUUUUUGCUUGAAAGGCAAAUGCUUCUUAACUGGUAUGAUCUGUAUGACCUCAAGUGCUUUUACACGUGAAAUGUAGUUGUCUUCAGCUGACAACAGUAUGCCAUUACCUGUUACUUAAUGACUUCAGCUCAGCACAGCUUUCAGGGUAGAAUUAGAAAAGAAUAUGAAUUUAAAAAAGAUACUAUCUGAUACACUUUGUAGACAAGAAAAGAAAUGUAAAUUUGUAAUUUUCUUAUUUUGGGGACCAAAGAUGAUUUUAGUGUUGUACAGUAUAUACUUUCUAAAGAUCUAAGUUAAGGAUUUAUUAGUCUACGGAGACGUUAUUUACUGUUUGGAUUAUAGAGAAGGUAAAUACAGUAGAUAUGAGAUAGACAACUAAAUUUGAAGCAUUAAGCUCAUAUGAUAUAUACAUGGUUGAGUUUUUUCCAGACUUAAUUUUACACUGCAGUAUAUUGGAAAGAUGGUAAACAUUUUAAUAAAGACUGUUAUCCAAGCUGCAAAUACCAUUUAAAAAAAAAAUCUCUUAUGGAAGAAAAUAGGGCAGAAAGUUUAAUUUUUUGAAACUUUCUGAGAAAAGUCACAUUAAAUUGCUUCUCUCAGCCAGCUAGUCUUGCUUGAAAUUGCUGAGCAUAGAGGGAUAACUUACUUUAUCCCUUAAGAAUGCUGCUUGGCUCCACAGAGGGACCCAAAACACAGUGUAAAUAAAAUUAAAUUUAAGCUAAGCAGUUGAACCACAUAGGAAUGAGGUGCUUGAAACAGCGAUGGAGUUCUGGUUAUUCCUCUUAAGUAGAUCUGUGCCCUCAGAUAUGCAAUCUUAGUGUAUUUCUGUGUAUAGAAAUGAGGGCAAAUUUCACAACCCAUGUACAGAUAUUGAAAGAUGAAUUAAAUAAUAGAAAAUGAUUGGAGCAAUAGUAUAAUAAUUGUUGUAUAGUGUUGUAAGAGUAUGUAUUUUCUUUUAAUGCUAAGUUCAGUUUUGUCAGCCUUAGUUGAAGUUUAUCAUGCCUUCCUGUAAUGAUAUGCAAAUUGCCUACAAUAGAAGUAAGUACCUAAAACCAUAGUUAAGAACUAAUUUAACAAUUUAAUUGCUCCAUAGUAAAGGUGAUUCCUCCUUGCUCUCUACUUGUUCCUUUCAUUCCAUGUAUUCAUUCCUCAUCUAUCUUACAUUUUGAUAUUUUGUUUUUGUUAAUCCUUCUUCAUUGAUCUGUAUAGUGUCUGCUUCACUAUAAGGAAGAUAAUUAAAUGGAUGUUGGACAUACUAUCCUUAAGCAGAGUACUCUUCCCUUUUAUAAUAGUUUGUGACGUUUGGGCUGGACGUGCUGGGGGAAUUUCUGUUCUUUCCCCGGAACUUGGAAGCCAGCCGGCGCACUGCUCGUGGUGGGGCGCUCCCUGUUAGGGGCCGCGUGCUCAGAGAUUGAGAGAAUUAGAGACUCUUCUACCUCUGCCGCCUUAGAGAAACAAGGUACUGACUCUUGAGAUCCGAUGCCUGAAUUUGUCUUGUGCUGUUCAUCGUUGUCCUUGUGUUCAGAUGUAUGGCAGCAGCAGCGAGCUGUGCUGUGGAAGCAGUUUGCCUUCUUUUGCUUAUAAGACUUCUCUUAGGUGUGAAUUUAAAUAAAAUCAGUGACAGGGAGUGCUUCUUCAUAGGCUUUGUCACAUCUGUGUUUCACAGUGCAUCUUGUCAUAUGGUUUAGAGUUGUUUUAUUUUCUCUGUAUUUCAUUGUUGAUUCUAGUAAGAGAGGGAAAUUGGGAAAACUGCCAGUCUUCCCUAAGUUAAUAUUUACUUUUUUCCCCCUUCUGUGAAUUACUUUGUACUAUAUGAUGAUUGCCCCUUCCUAAUAGUGCAGGCUUAGUGGUGUUAAAGUAGUACUGUUCUUUUUGCUAUUACAAAGAAUGCUGUAGACCAUAGCAGGAAAAUGAUCUGCUACAAGCUGAAUGUGAGCUGUUAUCAGUGAAUUAACCACUAGUUUUUCAUGAGCUUUGACGUUUGAGAUCUCUGAACAAAUUUUAUUUUUGCCACCUUUGUGCUGUUUUGGGGAUGUGUAGGCACAGCAAAUGCUUAUCUAAUACAUGGCUUUAUUAAUGCAGUCCUCUUUUUCCUCCUCUUUAGUCUUUGCUCUAUAUUUUCUUUUCCCAUGGCACCUUUAUAAACAUUCCUACCUGUUCUCUUUUGUGGAAGAAAUAAUGCUGUUCUAGGGUAUUGUUUCACAAACAGCCAAGUAGCAAUUCAAGUACUAUUGAAAAUAGCAUUCUCUCUCCUACUGCAGGUGAGAUACUAAACAGCUUUGUAUGUGGAAAUCAAAGCAUAAACAGCAGGUCUUGCACUUAAAGCUCUGGGGCCAGAAGUCUUCAGCAGAUAUUUAGGAUAAAUAAAUAGGCAGGCAGAAUCCAGUCGUGAAUUUGAGAUGUGAGAAAGAGUGGGAAGGGGAGAGAAAACCAGACUUGACACUUAAUAAUCCUGUGUUUUCAAAGUGAUGUGUGAACAUUAAUCCUUAAAUGGCGGAUUGCUCCUUCAUUUAACAGAGAAGGAGACAGACGCGCUGAAUCAGAAGUGGGCAUAGAAAUGUCUCCCCUUUGUUCCCGACUCUGGGGUCCUGGUGACAUUAAAACAGCCUGAGGUGGAGAGAUUCUGCACUGAUAGUGAUGAUAGAUUUGAAGAUACAUCUGAGGUAUGUUGUCAGAUGAGUGUGAUUAUCAGAUGACUUUUACUCAGUUGAGGUGUAGUUCUUGGCUCGCAGAGAGCUGCCGGACUUAGCUGCUUGCAUCCGAAGGAAGGGCUGCGCCUAUCUACAAGCAAGGGCAGAGAGACAGGAGAGAGGACGGGGACCUACAGGGAAGGACUGUGAUUUCUGGAGAGCUUUACACGCUGUGUAGUCCCACUGAAAUGAGUAAGGUGGUCAUGUAGCAUUUCUGAAAGUCGGGUGCUUAGUUGUCGUUCUGCAGUGGCAUGAAGUGGGGGAUUGUUUGAGGGCCCUUGGCCAGCUGAGAGCAAACAGACCGUGCAGAUACGGAGGCUGUGUUUGAACCUGUGUUAGACUGAAUGGCAACAGAAGUAAUCAUUUAAAAGUGAAACAAGUCGGUACAAAAAACAGCAGAAUGCUCUAUUUGCCUGGAAGUAAUGUUUGAAAAUAUUUUGUAGUAAUUAUGCCAUAUGCCUCUCUUUAUUUUAACAGAUGAAAUUGAUUACAAAUGAAUUUAUACAAAUAAUCAGGAAAUCUCUGGAUGCCCCUUCAGAGUUUUUCCCAGUAUACUGUUAUCCCUGUUAGCCACUUGGAUAGAUCUGUUUGAGAGAGUCAGCGGGGUGCUGUCCAACCUGAGUUUUUGUUGUUUUGGUCUUAUUUUUUGUGUUGUCUUUUUAAAACCUGUCUAUAACUUAACCAUUUGUAUUCUAAAAAUAAUCUUUAAAAAGCUGCUUACACUGUGAUUUAUAAUAUCCUUUAAUUUAGAGUAUACAACACAAUCUAAUUUUCUUUCACGAUACGCAGCUUUCAAAAGUGUUCUUAUCUUUGCCCGGAAAUGAAAGUUUUCUAUUUAUCAAAAAAAUGUGAUUAGAUAGUUACCUAUCCAGAAUCCCAGUGCAACUCUUUCAAAUAUGCUGGAUGAACGAGUUAGUGAAAUUGCCUUCUAAUCUCUAUGGGUUAAUAAAUAUUUUUUUAUAACUAGCCACAGAUAUUCCUUUUUAAAUUAUACUUGGCAAACAGAAGAUAUUUAAUUUUAUAUACAAUAUACAUAGUUACCUUGAUUGACAUAUUUAUAACAUAGAGCUUUGAGUUUACUAUGAAGGUUUUAUCUGUAUACUGUGGACUUCAUGGGUGAAAUUUUUAAAAGCCAGUUGGCAUAUAUGGAAGGAUAUGGAAACUAUCUUCAUAAAUUCAUAAUGAGGACAUAUGAGCAUUUCAAAAAGCAAUAGCCAGAUCUUAUUGACAGGGUAUCUGGGUUUUUUUUUGUCUUUGAUCAGGGCUGGUCCCUACAGAUAUUUUAAUAACACCUGGAUGUGCGUAACAGUGAAAUAUGACCAUCUCUGCCUCUUCUGACUGUCAAGGACCGUUGUCUACAGUAUGGUAAAUUUCAGAAUAUUGUGUGUGUUUUGCUUUGGACAAAUGUCUCAAUAGACAUAUAUUUAGGUAAAACCUCAUGUGUUUGAAAGAAAAUACCCUCUAUUAACUAGGCUGAUUUAUUGCUUUUGGUAACCUUUUAAUUCCAAAAGUAUUGUAGUUUAAAUAUUUUCGGUAAUGUUACGUUUAUCCUAAUGUCUGCAGGUUAAAGUGGUUCUGUCUAGCACCCUUAUAGUACAACAAUUGCUACCUUCAUUUUUCUACUGUUUAUACUUUAAUCUUGAAUGUUUACUGGUUUCUACUUGUUGGAUAUAGUGGAGGGAGAGUAUAUCUUAGCACUACAGUUCAUCCAGCUUUAACUCGUAGGUCACAGUUCUAGAGUAGGAAGUUACUUUGAUAUAUUUUUGUGACCAAUUUAUUGCAUUUUUAAAUGAUUUCUACACUUAAGACACAACAUUUAGGACAUAAUAUAACAAAUGACUUAGCUAAUCGUUUUAUCUGUCUAGACUUACUCUCUUCUGCGUUAUGUUAGUGUCAUUUUGAAACUAUUUGUAUAUGUUGAGGUUUGUAAGGGUUCAGGAACCCACAAUAAAAAUAGUAAAGUAUAUAUUUAUUUCUCAUUAUAUUGCUCAAUUUUGAUUUAAAAGUUGACACUUACGUCUUUUCACAUAAUUGUAAACAAAUACCGAAAAACUGCUUCACCUAGGGUGCCUUCCAUGUGUGGUAUAAACACUUCUUGGUCAUAAAAAUAGAUAUGUAAACUUAUUAAACCUGUGAACACUAUUUUUGUAUUGUCUCACUAAUGCAUUGCUGGCUUUGUUGUGCUUUGACUCACUGACACCAGCCUUAUGGCUACUGUAGUCAUUUUUCUCCCUUUGUGCACUAAAUAGUAAAUUUGAUCUCAUGGUGAAAAGAUUGUAUCACUUUUGCUCUGCUCUGCUCUGCCUUCCACUGCUGCUGAAAGAUGGAGAAGCACAUUGAUGGUUAAGUGAGCUAAAACAUACUACAACUUUUUUUCCUUGAAACUUGUGUCAAUUCAUGGUCCUCUAGAAAAAUAUGGUAGAUGUGAUUUAAGCAUUCCUGAUUCUAGCUUGUAAUUUAUGAUGCCCUAGGAAGUGACAUCCAGGCUUGACUUAAAGGCUUCAUCCCACGGGGAUGUAAUUCCUAUACUGACAGUCUUGUAAUUGUGAACAGUUCAGAAGAAUUCUGUCUUGAGCUGAGCAAAGGGGAUGCAACUUACCUUUUACUGUAUGAGCGCAAUUCUGCUAUGUGAUAUCCUUAGUAUUUUGCUUUUGAAGUAAGAAAAAGUGUAACAUUUUGCCAAGGAAAAUCUUUUAAGUGUACUGUAUGUGCCAUUACAAAUGCAGAAUCUGACUCUGUUGUCCUUACUCAGGCAAAAUUGACUUCAGAGACUGCAGGAUCAGGUACCCAUUUAUCAUAAGCAUGUUUUGAUCAAUGAAUUUGAAGAAUAUCACAUGUUAGCAGAUGUUGGUAUAGUAACAGAAUACAGCCUGAAGCAAUUUCUUUUUAAUUUUGGUAAGUACUUUUGAAGCUAUCUCAAUAAAACUGCACACAAGGUCAGCUGAUAAAAUUGAUGCUUUCAGUAGAGAUGCCUGCCAGCUGUGUUCGCUGUCUUCUCGGUACCAGCAGCUGGAACUUACGAGUGCAAGUGUAGCAUCUUCCAGCUCUCUAUCUGAAAGUCACGCUGUUGAUGCUUUAAACAAUUUCACAGGCAAGGUCACUCAGCAAGAAAACACAACUCCUAAUGUGUUUUAUACCAGUAAUGAUUUUUUAAUAUGUUGUGCACUUCUUUUCUGUUGGUUCUUGAUGCUAAACAAAAAACACAAGUUGAAGGAUUGUGAUGUCUUGCAAUACAGAAAGCAGUCCAUGUUUUUAAAAUUCAUACCAUUAUAGCAUAAUUUAAAUGGUGUAUUUAUCAGUUUUAAAUGUCAUCUUGCUUGUCCAGUCUUUUGUAUAUGGGCACAAUAACUAUUUGUAAAUUUUUAUUUAGUUGUCUUUUCCUGUCUUUUUGUCUUUCUGAUAUUUGAAGAUUUGAGCUCUACAGAUUUUCAUGGUACUCCUCUAAUUAUGUCUUCGUAGUGGUAAAAGUCUGUAUUUUUGUAUGUAGGGAAAAUAGUAGUUUUCUAACACUUAUCUUGAUCAAUAUAGUAUGGAAUCAUUUGUGAAGGACUUCCUGUUUAAUAAAUGGAUAUGUUAAAGUA